Chelmon rostratus (copperband butterflyfish) is the source of this 1395-nucleotide messenger RNA. RefSeq names its product growth hormone releasing hormone receptor b (gene ghrhrb). Gene Ontology annotation, molecular function: peptide hormone binding; G protein-coupled peptide receptor activity; vasoactive intestinal polypeptide receptor activity. The record is from RefSeq and is a predicted model, not a curated record. The coding region runs from base 1 to 1395 and encodes 464 amino acids. The transcript has 13 exons. NCBI's taxonomy places the organism in Eukaryota, Metazoa, Chordata, Actinopteri, Chaetodontiformes, Chaetodontidae. Gene Ontology annotation, cellular component: plasma membrane. Gene Ontology annotation, biological process: adenylate cyclase-modulating G protein-coupled receptor signaling pathway; cell surface receptor signaling pathway.
AUGUCAUCGCACAGCGUGUUCAUCUGCGGAGGCUCGUGUUUGACGCGGACGGCCACAUUGCUUCACUGGGGUCUGCUCCUGCAGCUGGCGGUGUGGGGGACGACAGAGGCCAUGCACCCAGACUGUGCCCUGGUGGUCCAGCACAUGAAGGCUCAGGAGGAAUGCAACCAGAUCCUCAAACGGGAGGAGAACAACCGCUCCACCAGGACAGGUUGCCCAACAGCAUGGGAUGACAUUCGUUGCUGGUACCGUGCUGAGGUGGGACAGGUGGUCAGCGUCUCGUGUGCCAAUGUUUCCCAGCUGUUUGGCAACAUCCAAGGUUAUAUCUACAGGAACUGCACUGAGGGUGGAUGGUCCGAGCCCUACCCCUCCUAUGAGGAGGCCUGCACGUUCGCAGAGUAUGAAGAGACAGCACCAGAGACCACAUACUUCUCCAACUUCAAACAGGUGUACACCGCUGGAUACGCUACCUCCCUCAUCUCUCUUAUAUCAGCGAUUUUUGUCUUCACUGUGUUCAGGAAGUUUCACUGCACCAGGAACUACAUCCACAUCAACCUGUUCGUCUCCUUCAUCCUGAGAGCGAGUGCUGUCUUCAUCAAAGAUGGCGUUCUGUUCUCUGAUGAAAACCUGGACCACUGCUUCAUGUCUACCACAUCCUGUAAAUCAGCGGUGGCCUUCUUCCAGUUCAGUAUCCUGGCCAACUACUUCUGGCUGCUGGUGGAGGGAAUGUACCUGCAGACGCUGCUUGCUCUCACCUUUGUCUUCCAGAAGAAAUACUUCUGGUGGUACAUCCUCAUCGGCUGGGGUCUCCCAGCAACAAUCAUAACGGCAUGGAUCCUCACUCGCAACUUCUAUGAUAACAGGGGGUGCUGGGAUGACACAGAUGUGGCCUUCAUCUGGUGGAUCAUAAAAGCUCCAAUAACCGCGUCACUACUGGUGAACUUCAUCAUCUUCAUCAACGUGAUCCGCAUUCUGGUCCAGAAGCUGAGAUCUCCCGGUGUCGGUGGCAACGACACCAGUCACUUCAAGAGGCUGGCCAAAUCCACUCUGCUGCUCAUCCCUCUGUUUGGGAUGCACUACAUGGUGUUUGCCUUCCUGCCAGAAAACACCGGAGCAGAGGCCCGAAUCUUCAUUGAGCUCGGUUUGGGGUCCUUCCAGGGUUUCGUUGUGGCCCUGCUCUACUGUUUCCUGAAUGGUGAGGUGCAGGCAGAACUGAAGAAGAGGUUUUGGAAGUGGCAGACUCAGAGCUACCUGAGCUACAGUAAGCGACGGCGUACGUUGUUCACUGAAAGCAGCACGGUCACUCAGAUAUCCGUCCUGGACAAAUCCAGCCCCAAAGAUCAGCCGGCCUCGGAAACACACGCCCUCACAGCCAGCAACGUCUCCACGGUCUGA